CUCAUGCAACAACACAUUUGAAAGCAGCAGUGUAGUAUUAGUCUAUCAGCUCGGUCAGGUCACGGGAAAUGUCUUCAUGGUGUAUCGCGGAUAUUCUAGGUGUGAACUUAAUGGCUAUAUGGUCCACCUGUUGACUGUAGUGCUCUGUGCGAUUAAUUGCAGCCUAUCUUCUGUUAGCCGAGCGGAGGAUCUGCGCCAGUGAAUAGUAACGCGUUCUGUCAACAUCAGCGUAACUUAAAGGGUGUGCAAUUUCAGUUGUGAAAUUAUCUGGAUAUCAUCUCCGGGAAGGAAGGACAACGGCGAAUAAACCGCAAUCAAACCUAACACGGACACGGACGGACAUCUAAUUAAAUCCUAAUAAUUCAUCGAUUUUUCACGCGUGUGGAUCUCGGAGGUUGUUGGUGAGGACCGGUGAUUUAAGAUUCUUUAAAAAACAUCUCUGAAGACAAAACCUGGACAUGCUUCGCUGAUAAGUACUGUUGGACUCCGAAGCAGGAGUUUAGAGUCAGUGUGUGCUACGUAGUGGACUUUUAAUCUUUGGAUACGGCUGUUGCGCCAUUAUGCGCGAAGUGUGGAUGAUGCUGUCAAGCCAAUUUACGUUAAGGCUGUGUUUCUAUGGAUCACUGAUGAUGUGUGUUUUGGGGGAGUCUGCGGAGCCCCUCACCUCGGUGAUCCCCUUGCGGACGCUGACGGAGGCAGAGACACGGUUGCCAUGCCGAUACGAUGGCGGGGACAAGGUGGUGCAGGUGAGCUGGAGUCGAGUGAAGGGCGACGCCAACGAGGAGCAGAUCAUCAUGUACCACUUCGAAGAGGGGGUGAAAGAGUUUACCCAGUUUGUGAAUAAGAUGCGCUUCGCGGCGGUUGAGCCCACCGCGGACGCGUCGCUUCUGAUCCUGAGCACGGAGGAGUCGGACGAGACGCUCUACAGCUGCAAGAUCACCACCUACCCCUCAGGGACUACGGAGUCCAAGAUCCAGCUCACCGUCUGGACUCGUCCCAUCUCCAGCCUGGAGCCGGUGGUCAUGGUGGAGGGUCAGUCCUUCCGUCCGGCGGCGCUGUGUCGCUCCGUGGGUCGUCCUCAGCCGCGGGUCACCUGGGACACGGACCUGCCGGGCCAGCCUCAGAACCGCAGCGUGGACGCGCGCACCGUGUCCGGCCAGUUCUCCCUGCACCCGCUCCGCAGCCUCAACGGCCGGCGCCUGGACUGCCUGGUGUGGCACCCCACCUUCACCGCCCCCUUCAGGAUCAGCAAUGUACUGCAGGUGCACUACCCUCCUGACGUGGUAAUCGCUGGCUUCAAAGAGGACUGGCAUGUUGGCAAGGAAGACGCCGAGCUCAAAUGUGUGAGUGGAGGAAAUCCGAAGCCCACUAACUUCACCUGGUCCAGGAAAGGUGAGGUUCUACCUGAGGAGGUGGAACAGACUCCUGAGGGCACGCUGAAGUUUGGCAGGCCUCUCAGCCAAUCAGAUUCUGGGAUCUACCAGUGCACCGCCUCAAACGCUGUGGGCUCCGCCAGGGAUGAGACGGAGGUCACAGUGACAACAGAUAAUUCAGGUCACGUCCCUCAAUUGGGGUCUAUGGACAGUCUUCAGAUGGCCAUCGUCGGCGGCGUUGCCGGGGUGUUGGUGGUCGUCCUGGUAAUUGUUGUCAUAACAGUGAACCAGUACCACAAGCGCAAGAACAAGCGCCUGUCCAUGGAGCUGAACGAGAAGAAGGAUGUAAUCAGCACUCUUUCCAGACAAGCUUCUUUCAGAGGAAUGAACUCAGUCAGCACAGACCACAGAUACCCGAUGGAGGACGUAAUGCCUCUCAGAGUGGAGGGGACUCUACGCAACAGCCUGUCCUCCCUGGACCGUCGUUCUCGGGACAGCCGCUCCACGCUGGGCGGUGGUGGUAUGGGAGUGGACGCUCUGGGCCGGCCCAUCAUCUACAACUCGUCCCGCCGCGGCCGAGAGUCGCGCAUGAGCCGAGAGGAGCGCGAGAGAGAGGAGAGCCGCCACCGCGUCGAGUCCUACGUCAGGAACAGCAGCGCCUCUCUGUUCCACCCUCCGCUGCACCCCUCUCCCAUCGUGAUGGACCAGACCGCUGAGAUCGUGAAGCCCAUGAACGGCAGCGCCAUCUCGCCCUCGGAGGGGAGGCCGCGCUCGGCGCUCAGCGCCCGCGGCGGCAGGAACCACGGGCCGUCUCCGGUCAUCUCCAUGUACCCGCCGCUGACCGACGAAGACGAGGAGGAAGGGGAGGAAGAGGAAGAGGAAGAGGAAGUGAGGCGUUUGACGCAGCAGCAGGAGAGCGGGCCGGCCGAGACCAACGGGCUGGAUCGCCACGGCAGCGAGACCAACAGCUCGCUCAUGUCCGAGACGCUGUCCGGCACGUUCGAGCGGAACAACGGGUCGCUGCGCGUCACGAGCCGCCCCAACGGCGGGUCGCACCUGCCCCCCCCCAUGCCCCUCCUGCAGAGGGCACAGAUCGUCUAGAGGGGGGGGGGGGGGGGGGGGGGGGGUAUGGACACACACGACCCCUCGCCAGGAGGUUUCGGGGUGCCAUUCUGUGGAGAGGGGAGCCGCUUCACUUGACUUUUGGGGUGCCGAGUGGGAACAGGAAUGGUUGCUUUGGGGCUGAGAGAAUGGAGUGGCUUCACACACACACACACACACACACACACUCAGCCUCUCAUGUGUCGUUCUAGAGUUCUCGGCCUAAACGUAUGUGUUACAUCAAGGAAGAAAAAAAGGCUGCACUUUCCAUACAAACGUGUUUAUUGCACGAUAUUUUUUUUUGCGUUGUGCAAUAAACACGUUUGUAUGCAAAGUGCUGCCUUUUUUCUUCUUUGAUGCUUUAGGGCCAAAGCGUGUUGUUUUGUGUCACGCCUCUCUCUCGAUCGAAACACAUUAACUUAUUUUGUUGAUCAGUUUUUUUAUUUUAUACCUUCUGAUGCUUCUGAUGCUUCUGAUGCGGAGGUCCAACAGGGAGCGUUGAGCCAUGAGUCAUGACACACACACAAACACACACACACACAUACACACAGGAAGACUGGACUAUAGUCAUGACACACACACACACACACACACACAGACACACACAUACACACAGGAAGACUGGACCAUAGUCAUGACACACACACAAACACACACACACACAUACACACAGGAAGACUGGACCAUAGUCAUGACACACACACAAACACACACACACACACACACACACACACACACACACACACACACACAUACACACAGGAAGACUGGACCAUAGUCAUGACACACACACACACACACACACACACACAGGAAGACUGGAUUAUAGUCAUGACACACACACACACACACACACACACACACACACACACACACACACACACAUACACACAGGAAGACUGGACUAUAGUCAUGUCACACACACACACACACACACAUACACAAAGGAAGACUGGACCAUAGUCAUGUCACACACACACACACACACACACACAGGAAGACUGGACCAUUGUCAUGUCACACACACACACACACACACACACACACACACACACACAAAAACUGAGGAGGAGAUACUGUUUACAUGAGACAAAAAUAGAGAACGGAUGAAUGAAUGAAUGAAUGAAUGAAUGAAUGCCAGAAAUCAAAAAGAAAGUUAACAAAAGGAAGUUCAGUCUGGGUGGUCAGUGUGGCGAUGGUGCUCAGGGAUGCACUUUGGGUCAUCACCCCACAGAGCCAGCAUAGUGGGCAUCCACCUUAGAGGCGCUGUUACCAUGACAACCUCCUCCAGUCAGAGGCUGAGAGAGGACCUCCACCCAGACACCCACUACACGGUCCCCAUUCUACAUACACACACACACACACUCCCACUACACGGCCCCCAUUCUACAUACACACACACUCCCACUACACGGCCCCCAUUCUACACACACACACACACUCCCACUACACGGCCCCCAUUCUACAUACACACACACACACACACUCCCACUACACGGCCCCCAUUCUACAUACACACACACACACACUCCCACUACACGGUCCCCAUUCUACAUACAUACACACACACUCCCACGGCCCCCAUUCUACAUACACACACACACACACACUCCCACUACACGGUCCCCAUUCUACAUACACACACACACUCCCACUACUGCAUGGUCCCCUCGGAGAACUCACCUCUCUCUCACACACACACACACACACACUCUCUCCCACUACAUGGUCCCCUCGGAGAAUUCAUCAGGAGUUACAGGAUUGACAUUUAGAAUGCCCCCGUUCCACACACACACACAUACAGACGUAAAAAUAGUCUUCACACACUUUGACUCAUCUGUGACAUUUUCCCUCCGUUUUGGACUCUGGACGUGACAGACUUUGACCCCCUCCAGGUGUCUGACCAGACACUCCGCUGGCUUCACACACUCUUACACACACUCUUGCAGAGGUACGAGUGUUCUGACCAGACGUUCCGCGGGCUUCACACACUCUUACACACAUUCUCGCAGAGGUACGAGUGUUCUGCCCAAAGGAGGACGAGGCUUCACACACUCUCACAGAGGUACGAGUGUUCGGCCCAAAGGAGGACGAGGCUUCUCAAUAAGCAAGUGUUCAUAUUUCUGUGCCAUUAUUCUGUACAGUAGGAGACUCUGGGCAUCCCCACUGCUGGAAGAGACCAGAGGGACUCAAGUGCCCUGUCUGGACAUCUGGACUUGUGUGGACAAUCACCAGCCAUGUAGCCUAUAGACAACACAUUUAUUAUUUUUUUCCUAUAUGUUACACUAAUGUGUAUGAGACAGAUUUUUGUAUUUGUGUGUGUGUGUGUGUGCGUGCGUGCGUGCAUAAUGUAAACAUAUUUGUCUCUUCCUGUCACCUCUGGUAUAGUGACAGUGGUUAAGUGUUACGUUACUGUGUAUAGUGCACAGGUCUCAUCACAUGCGUAUACGUCUGGGUGUGUGUGUGUGUGUGUGUACUGUGUAUAGGACACAGGUCUCAUCACAUGCGUAUAAGUCUGGGUGUGUGUGUGUACUGUGUAUAGGACACAGGUCUCAUCACAUGCGUGUAAGUCUGUGUGUGUGUGUGUGUGUGUGUGUGUACUGUGUAGAGGACACAGGUCUCAUCACAUGCAUAUAAGUCUGGGUAUGUGUGUGUGUGUGUGUGUGUGUGUUUGUGUGUGUACUGUGUAUAGAACACAGGUCUCGUCACAUGAGUAUGAGUCUGGGUGUGUGUGUGUCUACUGUGACGAAUGUGAACUGCCAACAUGUUUUCCUACUUUGCUACUGAGUAUUAUGUUAUUUUUUGUACUCAUUUGAAUGUGUGUUUAUUCAUGUUAUAUCAGUCAAAGGAGGGUUACAUAUGAACUUUCUUGUUUUUGAUUAAUAUGUAUGUACACUUGUGCUGUAUAUAUAUGCCCCGUUAUGCUGCAUGUAUGUACAGGUAUGUAUGAUGUACAGGUGGACUGUGAUGGACUUUUAUAUCACACACACACACACACACACACACACACACACACACACUCACACAGCUGCCUAACAUGUUCACAGUCAGCGCAGCGGUUCCUUGUGAGAUGGCGGCGU
Molecule: messenger RNA, 5554 nt
Organism: Sardina pilchardus (European sardine)
Lineage: Eukaryota; Metazoa; Chordata; Actinopteri; Clupeiformes; Clupeidae
Gene: nectin4a
Product: nectin cell adhesion molecule 4a
Exons: 11
Coding region: 561-2474 (637 amino acids)
Biological process (GO): homophilic cell-cell adhesion; heterophilic cell-cell adhesion
Cellular component (GO): adherens junction
Source: RefSeq, a predicted model, not a curated record